UGUGUCAGCCUCAGUCUGUGCAAGUGUGUCCUCCAGCGACAAGGACAAGGAAGUCCAGCCGAGUGCGCAGUUCCUCCUGGAAAGGUUGAGGAGAAUAUCAGCGACAAUGCUUCACACAAGGGGCCUCAUCUGGGGGUUGGUUUUAAUCGGCUGUGCAGCUGCCCUGCAGGUCAACAUACACCCCACUCGAGGCAGCAAGCAUGUGGGAGAGACCACAUAUUUCCGCUGCAGCGUGGACGGAGGUGACGCUAAAGACAUAACCUGGUACGACCCUAGAGGGAGGACCAUCGAACCUCAUGAUCCAGAUCUUUAUGUGACCCGCGACGGACUCACGUCGGACAUCGUGAUACAGCGCAUCACCCUGGAUGACACUGGCUUAUACAAGUGCGUGGCAAAGAAUGAUGUCGAGGAAAAAGUAGCAGCGGCCACGUUGGAAGUCUUCCAAAAGAUCACCUUCCAGGAUGUUCCCAGUCCACAGACGUUCAAUGAGGGGGAGGACGCUGAGAUCAUCUGCAACGUGGUCAGCACGCCACCUCCAAACGUCUUCUGGCGCUAUCAGGACGCCAUGAUCAACUACGACAACCAGACGAGGUUCCGCCAGUUGAGCAACCACCACCUGCAGAUCCGUGGCAUCAAGAAGAAAGACGAGGGCAGGUACACCUGUGAGGCUCGGAUCCCGAGACUGGGAGAACUUGCCUUCAAACAGGUCGAGGUCAGAGUGACCGAUCAGGCCAAACCCGCCGAGACCAAGGUGGAUGAUGCAGUCACCAUGACCUGCGCGGCCUCUGUGGACCCGGCACGCAUGUGCACCUCCUGCAACCUCGGCAACGUGGAGUUCUCAGACGGAGCACAGAGCCAGGCCAGGCUGUCCUCCCUUGUCUUUAAGAAUUUCCAGUUCGCCAACGCCGGCCAGUACCUGUGCAUCCCCAGCAAGCCCGGUGCUCGGAGCAGCGAGAGCGUGCACCUGGCAUUUGAGUAUGCUCCCAAGAUUUCGGGAGAGACGACUGUUUACACCUGGGAGGGAAACCCAGCCAACAUCAGUUGUGAGGUGGAUGCUUUCCCUGCUGCGCUGGUGGUCUGGUCCAGGGAUGGCGUGCAGCUGCCCAGCAGCAACAUGACCAACAUCAAGAUCUACAACACACCGGAUGUCAGCUACCUGGAGGUCACCCCAGAUUCUCAGAGUGGCUUUGGGAACUACACCUGCACUGCAUCCAACAUGAUGGGAAAAAAGUCCAAGGAAUUCCUCCUCACUGUCGCAGGUAUGCCGUCGCCACCCAAAAUUCAGCUCGUGGAACCGUUUGCCGAAAAAGCCGCGGUGGUGUUCACGGAGCCGGACUCCUCUGGCCCGCCCAUCCUGUUAUACAGAGUGCGAUGGCGUCUGCCAGGCAAGCACUGGGUCAGCAGCGUCCACAGCUUUGAAGAAAACAUGACCCGAGUCACCAUCAAUGACCUGGCGCCGGAGACCACCUAUGAGGUGAAGAUGUCUGCUAUCAACAUCAGAGGCGCGAGUGAGAUGAGCCCGCCCACCACCUUCAAGACAAAGUCAGUCAGUGCAUCUCCUCCAAGUGUGCCGUCUUCACCUACAAUUCAGCUGGUGGAUCCGUUCUUCAGCGACGCGGUGGUGGUGUUUACGCCGCCUGAAUCCUCUGGUGGACUGCCGAUCAUCCACUACACACUGGAAUGGCUUCUACCGGACGGGAGCUGGGUCAGCAGGCUCUACGUGGCUCAAGAAAACAUGACCCGGAUCACUAUGGAUGACCUGAAGCCAGACACCAGCUAUCAGGUCAAGAUGUCUGCUAGCAACGCCGUGGGCACCAGUGAGAGGAGCCCAGCCACCACUUUCAAGAUGAAGGCCAUCACUUUGCCAUCAACACCCGAAAUUCUGCAGGUGAAGGCCACGACCACCACAGCCAAGGUCGUCUUCAGUGACCCCGGGUACUCUGGAGGUCAGCCGAUCAUCCAGUACAAACUGCUGUGGCGUACCCCGGGUAGCCAGGACUGGUACAGCAGAGAAUACACCACCGAAGAAAACUUGACCCAGCUCAUCAUUGAUGACCUCACGCCGGGGGCCACCUAUGAGGUCAAGCUGGCCCUGAGGAGCGCCGUGGGCUGGAGUGAGACCAGUCCUUCCUUCACUUUCCAUACGGAGCCUCUCAUUUGGUGGCACCGUAUUGAAUUCAUAGAUGACGAGAUCACACCUUGAGCUGCGUGGUGUCUCCGCACUGCUAUCUGUAUUACGUUCUUCCACAAUUGUACUUCAACUUUUCAACAUUUCUCUUCACUUCUCAUCAGUGUAUGAAAUAAUAAACACACCUCUGUGAAAA
Molecule: messenger RNA, 2324 nt
Organism: Synchiropus splendidus (mandarinfish)
Lineage: Eukaryota; Metazoa; Chordata; Actinopteri; Syngnathiformes; Callionymidae
Product: neural cell adhesion molecule 1-like
Exons: 16
Coding region: 107-2203 (698 amino acids)
Biological process (GO): cell adhesion
Cellular component (GO): membrane; neuron projection
Molecular function (GO): protein binding
Source: RefSeq, a predicted model, not a curated record